UUGGCGGUUAAAGGAAAGUGCGGAAAAUUGAGAGGAAUUGUUAUUGCACAUUGUUGCUUAUAAAAAUAUUGUUCGUAUACGUUUGUUCAGGGAAUAUUAUACAAAAUGAAGUGCGCCAUACCUGAAAUAUCUUGGCAUAAUCGUGAUCCAGUGCUUAGCAUUGAUAUACAACCGAAAAAUUCAAACGACAAAAAUGAGUUCUAUCGACUUGCAUCAGGUGGGACGGACUCCCAUGUUUUGAUAUGGUACAUGACCUUCAAUGAAUCUGGAUCGAUAAACUUAGACAUUGCUGCUGAUCUAACGCGACAUCAAAGAGCAGUUAAUGCUGUGAAAUGGUCACCUAACGGUGAACUCCUAGCAUCAGGUGAUGAUGAGAGCGUGAUAUUUAUUUGGAAACAAAAAGGAGAAAGUGAAGUUUUGAACAUUGUCGACACAGCCAAUGAACAAGACAAAGAAAUUUGGUUGACUCUUAAAAUCUUACGUGGUCACAUGGAGGACGUUUACGAUCUGAGUUGGAGCCCAAACAGUCUGUUUCUUGCCAGCGGGUCUGUCGAUAAUACGGCAAUGAUUUGGGAUGUGUCUAAAGGAAAGUCAGUGGCUCUUUUGAACGAGCACAAAGGAUUCGUUCAAGGUGUUGCAUGGGAUCCACAAAAUCAGUAUCUUGCCACCUUGAGCACAGACAGGUACCUCCGAAUAUUCGACAUACAAACAAAGAAGACAUUACAUCGUGUGAGCAAAUGUACACUCCCCGUGCCUCCUGAUAAUAACUUGUUUGACAAGUCAGUUCGAUUGUUUCAUGAUGAUACAUUACAAACGUUCUUCCGGCGAUUAUGUUUUAGUCCCGAUGGGAAGCUACUCAUUACUCCGGCUGGUGUUGCUGAUUUUGAUGGAGUAACGAAACCUAUAAACUUAACUUAUAUCUUCUCCAGAUACAGUCUGAAACAACCCGCAAUAAUUCUCCCUUCUCCGGACCAAUAUACAGUGGCUGUAGUAUGCUGCCCGCUCUUAUUUAAAUUGCGUCCACAUAGCGAUACUAACCAGCCAGUUAUUCCACUGCCUUAUCGAAUGAUUUUCGCCAUUGCUACCAAGACAUCGGUUUACUUAUACGAUACACAGCAAACGAUGCCAUUCGGUUUAAUAUCAAAUAUUCAUUAUACACGUUUAACGGAUUUGGCAUGGUCGAAUGACGGAAGAAUUUUGGUAGUCUCAAGUACAGAUGGUUUCUGUUCGUUGAUAACGUUUGCGGAGGACGAAUUGGGUGAAGUCUACGUUAAAGAGAAUGUGACAGAAAAUAAAGUGGAACAGGUGAAUAAGGAAAAUAUCAAACCUAAUUCUGAUGCAGUCGAGAAACCGAAAAAACCUGCAAGCAAUGCUAAAAGUACAAAGGAAGACGAGAAGAAGAAGCCAGAAACGAUCAUCACAGACGUUCAAUUAGAAACUUUACCUAUUAUUGACAACGCUGUUAUUCCAGAAAUUAUCAGUUCCGAUAGCAAAUUUGAAACACCGGAAAAGAUAAAUCGACCUGUUACUCCUAUUCCGAUCCAUCGGCAACCGCGCAGUAAUCUGGACACAUCUGUUCUUCUGUCACCUGAACAUACAGAAGAUAUUCGUUUGGUUUACGAAGAAUCACAGGAUUCGAGCGAGAGAACGAAAUCUUAGACAAACAAGUUAAAAGAUUUUAUUUUAUGAUUUCCCUAUGACUAACUUUUUAGCUGUAUCCUAAGUUAAAUUAAAUAUAAGCGGAAGUGAUGAA
Molecule: messenger RNA, 1753 nt
Organism: Hermetia illucens (black soldier fly)
Lineage: Eukaryota; Metazoa; Arthropoda; Insecta; Diptera; Stratiomyidae
Gene: Caf1-105
Product: chromatin assembly factor 1 subunit B
Exons: 5
Coding region: 106-1659 (517 amino acids)
Biological process (GO): DNA replication-dependent chromatin assembly; nucleosome assembly
Cellular component (GO): nucleus; CAF-1 complex
Molecular function (GO): protein binding
Source: RefSeq, a predicted model, not a curated record